Messenger RNA from Linum trigynum, 984 nucleotides. NCBI's taxonomy places the organism in Eukaryota, Viridiplantae, Streptophyta, Magnoliopsida, Malpighiales, Linaceae. The record is from the annotation of a GenBank genome assembly.
CAAACCCCCACCAAAAGCUUUAUGAGGGAUCACCCUCACAUCUUCCUCAAUUCCCCACCGUAUAAUUCCAUCUGUCUUAUCAAUCUACACGUCCAAAAUUGGCUUCAAAUCCACCGAGCCUCCAUCGUUCAGGAACUUACAAAUAUGUGGAGCCUCUUUCAGAUGGCGGUUGCAAUCCUUAGUACGUAACCGUUAAUCCAACCGUUCACGUAUUACGGUCGAACCUGAACCCAAAGGUCGGGGUGUAACAGGCCACCAGAGAAACACCCUUUGCGCUGAUGUAUGGAAGCGAAGCGGUACUUCCAGUAGAAGUGCGCAUUCCGACCUUUCGUAUGGCGCAUAGGGAGGAAUCAGUGGAGGAGCAGGAGCGGAUCGGCAAACUUGAUCCCCUUGAUGAGCGCCGAGAAAGGGCGGCUUUGCGGCUAGAGGCAAUGAAGCUCCAGGUGGCAAGAUACUACAACAAGAAGAUGCGCCCGCAGGACAUUGCGUCUGGAAGCCUUGUGUUAAAACGUGAUUUCUGCCCAAAGGCCACCGAUAGAAAAAUGGCGCCAAAAUGGAAAGGGUCGUAUCGUGUCCAGGAAGUCGUUAGCCCGGGCACGUUUAAGCUAGAGCAUUUGUCGGGAAAGAAGGUAAAACGAACUUGGAAUGCACAGAAUCUGCGCAAGUACGAGUUCAUGGAGGUUGGAAUGGAAAAUGAAGAAGACAAUGGUGUUGGGGAGACCAAGGUGCCUGAGGGGGCGCCUAGUGAGAAGUAAUUGCGAAGGAAAAUGCCAGUCUUUGGGGUGAUAUUUAGUAAGUAUAGUCAAAAGUGCCCUUUUGCGCAUGUAGUAUUGUAAAGCGCCCUUAAGCGCCCGGGAUACUUAAAGCGCCCGGUUGUAGCGUCCCCAAGGUUGCUUUUUUGAAUCGAAUUAUAUAUAUAUAUAUAUAUACACACUUUUUUGUUUCUUGCAAAGUGGUACAUGACAAUAUAGAAUGAGAACUGAG